CUUCAGAUCAGUUUUCUAGAAAAAACUGCACAAAUCAGGCCCCGGAAAUCAUGUAUUACAUCUAAAAAUUGUCCUUAAGAUAGAUAUAACAAUAACAGUGCAUAUUUCUAGCAAAGAAGGAUUAUAAGAGGCAAAAACAGCAUGCAAAAAGGGCUAAUUCUAUAACCAAAGAGAACUAGAACAGCUUUCAUAUAAAAAACAAAUCAGAACACACACAGAUACUUCAUCAUCAAUCCAAUUACAAUAAAAGGCGUUAAUCUUGAAGAAACAUAAAGUACAAAAAUCAUUCUUUCAACCGUGGAAUUCUCGCCUUAAACAUUUAGCACACAAACCAAUUCUUAAGGAUCGUUAAUCAUAAACGAUAAGCAGGAAAGCACAAAAACAUUGAACAAAAACAAAGCUGCUAUUUUUCUAGGGUUAGGGGCAUAAAUUCAGGGAUAAAGAACCAGCCUAUCUUUCGAUUUAAUAAAUAGGGACAAGCGAAAUACACAAAGCUUACACAUAAACCCUAAUCUACGAGGAAACCUUGCAAGAUUAAAAUAUCUGAAAGAAAACGAAGGAUUCAGAGGAAUUGAUGCGAUCGAUUGGAUACAAAAACAAGAAAAGCAUAGGAUUAUAGAUCUACCUCCCAGAAAAGGACUACUUGAGGCAAAUGCAAGAGCGAGGAGAGGCGGAAGCUGCCAAGAUUUAUUCCAGGGAAAAUACUAGAAUCCAGUGUGCCCCGCCUACAGGGAAGAAGCUAUUCAAACCCUAUCCAAAUCGUUUGUGUGAACACUCAGGUUACUAUGGGCUACCUGAUCCCAACAUAUAUGAGAGAAAAUGCACAGCAUUGUCAUCAUGCUUACAACAUUGGAAGGCAGACCUCUGCCCUAAGCCGAAGCCGAAGCCUGACAUUUUUGUCUAUUCCCUUGAUGAUAAUCUUCGUAAAUGUUUUGUUGCAUAUUCCCUUGAAGAGGAUGGCAUCAUCUCACCCAAGUAUUACAUAUAUCCUCCCAGUUUUCUAGCUAAAGGUUAUUCCUUCACUGGGUGUAGCUGUGAUGGUCUCCUUCAUUUUCAUGAUAACAGGUUGGGUCAUGUUCUAUGGAACCCAACAACGACUGAGUAUAAGAUCCUUCCUAAGCCCUUUCUGGAACUCCCUCCUGGCCUUGAAUAUGCGCGUGUAUCAUUUGGAUUGUGGUCUGAUCCUAGAUUUGAAGAUUACAAAAUGCUGUAUACUGUUAAAGGAAGUUUGAAAGAUGAAAAACGGCAUUUUCUUGGGAGUAGUUAUCACAUUGACUUGCAUUCACUCAAAACUAAUUCCUGGAAGAGAAUACCAUGCACUGAGUUUGGUGGUUUUAGUGGAGAAUCUGUUAUCGAAACUCGUGCUGUUAAGGAGCCGUUGUGGUUUUCGCUGGACGGUAAGCUAUUGUAUUUUACAAGCCUGACAGAUGAGCUAGUGGUGUUUGACCGUGAUACUGGAAAGUUGAAGUAUCUUGGUGUCAACUGGCCUAAUACAUCAAUCACUCGUCCAAUGAUGAUUCCGUUUUAUGAGAGCUUUGUUCAACUCAACUGAAUUCCAGACGUUGACAAGGUAUAGCCAGAGCAAACAAAGUGGUGACAACUCUUAUGGGAGCAGAGCUAGGAGACACCGGAGGUGACACAUCAUUAGGUGUUCCAUUGGGUGAUGGAGAAGCUCCGGGCGAGCUGGCCACUGCAGGUGGGCCCACACUGACUCCGCUAGGGCCAGGAGUUGGAGUUUUCAAAGAAUUAGGUGUUGGUGUUGGGCUUGACGAUGCUGGACUCAGAGCUUGAGUUGGGGUUGGGCUCAGACUCUUUGUUGGAGUUGGGCUUGACUUUGGGCUUCCUAUUGUGAUUGGAGCUGGAGACGAGCUUGAUUUUGGGGUUGGGCUUGGAAGUGGUGGUGUUGUUGGGCUUGACCUUGAACUUCUUGUUGGUGUUGACAACACUUUUACUCUUUGUCACUUUUGCUACAUCAUGGAAUCCGGUUGCAAAGUUGAACACUUCAACAUAACAAUCAAAGCAAAAGAAUUAAUAGAAUGGAAUUAC
This is a messenger RNA of Cuscuta campestris, 2046 nucleotides long. NCBI's taxonomy places the organism in Eukaryota, Viridiplantae, Streptophyta, Magnoliopsida, Solanales, Convolvulaceae. The record is from the annotation of a GenBank genome assembly.